AUGGCGAACAACAACAACAACAACACCAACACCACCACCAGUGCAAUCCAGUAUGGUCGCAGGCUCUUUCCUUCAUAUUUGGACGAAAUUGCUCAGACAACCCCCGGAAGAGUCUAUGCCGCAAUCCCAAAAACUGCAAACGUUGAAGACGGAUACAGAGAUGUGACCAUUGCCGACCUGGCCCGAUGUGCAAACUUCAUGGCUAAGUGGAUCGAGGAUAAGUUUGGCAAGAGUCAAAACUUUGAGACCAUCACCUAUCUUGGUCUGUCCGACCUCCGCGGUGUCGCCCUCUUCUUUGGCGCCAUGAAGACUGGAUACAAGCUAUUGCUCGUCUCGCCAAGGAACCCGCCCGCGUCUAAUCUUUCCUUGAUGGAGCAGACUGAGAGCAGCAGGCUUUUGUACUCGGCCGAGCUUGCUCCCUUGAUCAAUCCCUUCCGUGCCAUUGCACCGCCGUCGUACCAGUUGGACGUGAUCCCGUCCUUCCUUGAAAUGCUCGAGAGCAACCCCGAGCAUUAUGCCUAUGACAAGAGUUUUGAUGAGGCGAGGGACGAUCCCAUCCUGGUGCUGCACUCCUCUGGCUCUACUGGCAACAUAGGAUCCCCAAAGCCUAUUACAUAUACUCACGGUAGUUUCGCAGCGCACGAUAUGCAGCACCUUCUUCCCGCGCCGACCGGCCGCAGAAAGCGCGAUGUUUCCAUCUUUGAGUUCAAAGAUGAGGCCCGGAUAUAUGUCAUAUUCCCUUUUUUCCAUGUGAGUCCCACAUGUUGCCCUAAACGGAUCCAUACAAUCUUCGACACGGCCACGAUAGUAAUCGGCCCGCCACAUAUACCACCCCACACUGGACUUUUAUUGGCGAUUGCUCAACAGCAGAAACUGCGCGGAGUUAUGAUAGUGCCCGCCAUGAUGGAACAACUCCUACAUGAGCCUACCGGGCAUGACCUGUACAAGAGCGUCGACUUUGUCAUCUAUGGCGGGGCUCCACUCUCACCAGAGGUGGCCAACAAGCUUGCACCGCUUCUUGAGCUGGCCGAGUUUUACGGUUCUUCCGAGACGAUGGCACUGCCAGAGCUUUUCAAGGAUCCCGCGGAUUACGACUACCAUGAGUUCAAUCCUAAUCUAAAGUUUGAGAUGCAGCCGUAUGAUGCCAACGAAGGCACAUUCGAAAUGGUCAUGUUGGCCAAGCACAGUGAUAGGGAUACCGUAGCGCUUUGUCACAAUGUCCCUGGCGAAGAAUUCUAUCACACCAAAGACCUGUUCACACGGCAUCCGACAAAGGAAAAUCUGUGGAAAUACUUUGGGCGUAAAGAUGAUAUCCUCGUGCUUGCCAACGGUGAAAAAGUCAACCCUAUUCCAUUGGAGUUGGCAGUGCAAGGAGAUCCUGCCUUGAACGGGGCGCUUUUGGUCGGUAACGGACGGAACCAGACUGCCCUUAUCGUCGAGCCCAAGGAGGCAUUGGAAACGAAUGCGCGCCAGGAGUUGAUUCGCACACUUUGGCCGCAGAUAGAGCAGGCAAAUAAGCUCCUACCGGGGCAAGGUCGCGUGGCGAAAGACAAGGUCAUCUGUGCGUCUCCCGAUAGACCAUUCGAGAGGACGGGUAAAGCUACCAUCAUACGAUCCUUGACAGAAAAAGCCUACCAACAUGAGUUGGAAAGCCUUUAUUCUGGCUCUUCACCCCAAAACGGGCUUGCUGGUCUUAGCCUGGAAGCUACUGUCAAGACCACAUAUGAACCUGCCAAGAUUGUAAGCUUCUUGCGCCACGUUUUUGGUGCGUCUUCCUAUACAGCUGGAGCUACUAUAGAAGAGGGUGAAGACUUCUAUUCGUAUGGGCUUGACUCGGUGCAGACCCUGGAGAUCACUCGAAACCUCAGGCAUGCUCUACAAGCCCAGACCUCCAAGCCCACCGACUGGAUCACACCUCGGGUCAUCUUCCAGAGCCCAACUCUCGCUGAUUUGUCCAAAUUGCUUGGCGGAUUUCUCAAUGAUGGCAUAGUGCCAGAUAUGGACGAAAGCUCACAAAGCAGAAAGAAUCGCGAUGUUUUCGAAAACGCCGUGGCACAACACCUGGACGGCCUUGACCUUCCGAGCCGGUCAGUGUCGGCUGGAACAAGCAGCACUUCUACUGUCGCCAUCCUGGGCUCCACUGGCUACCUAGGACGUUAUCUGCUCGCCACACUCUUGAGGAAUCCGACUGUUACCCGGAUCGUCUGUCUCGACAGAUCAGCUGAGGCAGAGGAGCGGCAUAAACCGUUUCUCGCCGGUCUCGGGGAAGACUUUGCCUUGGAUAAACUGGUAUACUUCCAGAUUGAGAUUGGCAAGCCGCUUUUUGGACUGAGUAAGUCAGAUUACGAUUUCCUCGGCCGUGAAGUGGAUGCCGUCGUCUACAAUUCAUGGAAACUUGACUUUGGUCUGUCUUUGCGGUCGUUUGACCCUUUUCUAAAGGCGAGCCGGCAGUUGGUAGAGCUAGCGGCCGUAUCAGAAAGAAACAUGCGCAUCAUUUUUGUCAGCUCGGUAUCGGCGGUUGGCGGGCUUGCCAUAAAAAGCGUGGCCCCUGAAGAGCCUGUUGAGGACCCAUCGGCAGCUAUUCCCAUGGGCUACGGCUUAUCGAAGCUCGCCGUUGAGCGCAUCCUGCUUACUGCCAACCGGCGGUAUGGCAUCCCCGUGUCGAUCGCUCGGGUCGGUCAAAUUGGGGGUCCGAGUCAGACCGGUCCUGAUCAUGCUGCCGUUGGUCCGUGGGCAGAUCAGCCAUGGAUCUCGGCCAUUGCAGUAACGUCCAAAUCCCUCGGCGCUCUUCCCACCUUAUCCAACCUCCCUCUCGACUGGCUCCCCGUGGACACCAUAGCCGCCAUGCUACAGGCCUACAUUGUCCGCCCCGCAGAAAAAGAGGCACAGAUAUACAACGUCGUCAAUCGCCAUGCGCAAUCAUGGGACAUGGUCGUGGAUGUCUGGAAGGAGAUGCUUGGAGUUUGCGAUACUAUCGAUUUAGCAGAGUGGGUUGCAAAACUUGAAGAGAUUCAGGAACCGACCCCCGACGACGCCCGCAGGUUACCCGCUCUCAAGAUGUUGCCCGUGUAUCAGAACUUCAGUCAGGCCUCUAGACUUUCCAGCUUUGCAACCGACCAUGCCCAUGGUGUGGCUCAAGUGGAAGCGCCCGUCUUGUCCAAGGAGCUCUUGUCUUUGUGGCUCAGAGAUUGGAAGCUAUAG
Molecule: messenger RNA, 3201 nt
Organism: Pestalotiopsis fici W106-1
Lineage: Eukaryota; Fungi; Ascomycota; Sordariomycetes; Amphisphaeriales; Sporocadaceae
Exons: 4
Coding region: 1-3201 (1066 amino acids)
Source: RefSeq, a predicted model, not a curated record